Molecule: messenger RNA, 1682 nt
Organism: Leptinotarsa decemlineata (Colorado potato beetle)
Lineage: Eukaryota; Metazoa; Arthropoda; Insecta; Coleoptera; Chrysomelidae
Product: sex lethal
Cellular component (GO): ribonucleoprotein complex
Molecular function (GO): RNA binding
Source: RefSeq, a predicted model, not a curated record
UUAUACGUAAAAAUGUUUAAGAAACAAAAAAUCCGUAAAUCUUACAAAAUCCAAAGCACUAGCAUUUUUUAUCUGUCCAUGUUCAGCAUAUUCUCGAUUCGCAUAUCCUCAUUUUUAGAGAACUGGUCCUGAACAUGCGCCAGCGCAAUUGCGCUUCAUCAGAAAUCUAGUUUGUUUUCAUUAAAAUUACGCGUUGUUUUGAGUUUGUUUUAUUUUAAUUAAUUUCAGAAGGAUAUCAAGAUGUUUGGAUCACAACUAGGAAACUUCCCAUUUUCAGUAAACCCUUUCCUCCCUGAGGAUACCAUGAACAAUUCAUCUGAAGGAACUGCUAAUACAAGUAAUGGAGCUGGAGAUAGUAAUCAGUACCAAUUCGACAAAACAAAAUUGAUCGUUAAUUACAUACCACAAUUUGCAACAGAAAAUGAUCUUGCUCAAAUAUUUGGUCCACUCGGACAACUAGAAAACAUUAAAAUAAUGAAAGACUUCAAAACUGGAUAUAGCUUUGGUUUUGGAUUUGUGAAAUAUUCCAGCCCUGAAGAAGCUGCCAAAGCAAUUGCCGUGUUGAAUGGAUUUAACUUCAGGAAUAAACGUUUGAAAGUUUCAUAUUCGAGACCCCCAGGAACCGACAUGAAAGAUUCAAAUUUGUACAUAACAAAUUUGCCAAAAGAUGUUACCGAACAAGAUGUAGACAUUUUAUUCGGAGAAUAUGGAGAAAUUGUGCAGAGAACAGUCUUGAAAGAUAAAAUUACUGGUAUGCCGAGAGGUGUGGCAUUUGUAAGAUACUCUAAGGGAGAAGAAGCUCAGGCAGCAAUAGCCAAUCUUGAUGGAAAAUUGUUGGAGAAUGCAAUGUUACCAUUGAGUGUGAGAGUAGCAGAAGACCACGGAAGACAAAAAGCCCAAUACUUAGAAGCGUGGAAUCCCAUGGCCUAUAACAGGGGAAUACCCCAAGUUAGAGGAGUUUUGCCUUAUAGAGAUAUUAAUGUACCGAGAGGAAGUUUUCAAAAUCGUUAUGGCAGAUUUCCUAUGAAUAACAUGAGAAAUAUGGGAGCUGGAGAUACUUUUCUUCCAAGCUCUUUAUUCUAUUGAGGAAUUUGCGAAUUUUUAUAAAAAUUAUUUUUGUUUCAAUUUUUAAAUGCAUUUCGUCGACAGUCAGCUUUUUUUCCUGCAAGUUAAUGUGUUUUGUUACUUUUGUUUUGGGAUGUUUUUGUUGUUCAGUUAAUAAUUUGUUCGAAAGUUGUUCUAUGUUUUGUUUUUGCUGAUUAUCGGCGAAUUGUGAAAUUUUCCUCGUUUUAAUUGAUGACCCAGGAGACUGUUUUUUGUUAAUUUUAUGAAAUUAUUUAAUGAUUAAUAUACAAGUUUCUACUGUGUGUAUUUAUAACUAAGACUAAUACUUUUCACAUAAAUUAUCAUGUCAAAUGAUUUUACUCCAAUUUGUUCAUGUGAAAAGUCAAGCAUUCUAUGAAAAUGUAAUUGUGUUAUUUAAAGGAAUAUAUUUACUUUAUAGAUAGAAAAAAUUUGACUGAUCAAAUUCACUAUGAAUCUUAAAAGUACCUGGUAACAUAUUAGUUUAUCAAUCAAUUUUUUCUAUCAUUAACUGUAAGAAAGUGUUACUAAUUCUUGUAUAAUUUUAUUUUUUGUGUAUGUAAUAUGUGAAAAUGUAAAAUACAUUAUUUUUGUUGUAA